Malaya genurostris is the source of this 4616-nucleotide messenger RNA. RefSeq names its product NPC intracellular cholesterol transporter 1-like. The transcript is spliced from 8 exons. Gene Ontology annotation, cellular component: membrane. The record is from RefSeq and is a predicted model, not a curated record. Lineage: Eukaryota; Metazoa; Arthropoda; Insecta; Diptera; Culicidae. The coding region runs from base 1272 to 4352 and encodes 1026 amino acids.
UAGCGCGACAGUCGCUGAGUGGCUCUCGUCAGAAUCAGACGUGUUCUCGCGUUGUCACGCAUAGUCAGUACGUUCUUUUGCGGUUGCGCGUUAGUUCUGGUGUGAGCAUACAAAAAAACAUUUUCUCGCAGAAGCUCAAUUCCGAGUUGUGUGGACAGAAGUGAAUGCUUUUUUCCUAUAUAUGCGAAUCAGCUGCUGCUACUGCUGGGUGUUUUUUUUCUGCCGUUGCUCUCGUUGUGUGGUGAAUGAAUCAUCUGAUCAAUUAAUGUACCGUUGUGAUGUGCGAAAAACGCAACCGGUUGUUGCUACUUCGUGAAAAAAUCAUGCUCGAUUAAUACGGAACAACUCUUGUAAGUGUUAUGUAACGUGACAAACAAGUGCAAUUACAUUCAUGCUAGCCACGUGCCUGAUUGAAUCAUCUCCGAUAUCACUCAAAUUCGUUCGAUGAAAUGCAAAACAGAAAACAUCGUCAUCAUGAACCGCAUAAUUAGCUGACGUGAGGACCAACAGCUUUAGUUGAAAAUUGAUCGAGCAUACGAGAUCGAGAAGCCAGUACUAUCACAUCAUGAUCAGCGUCAUCUUACCAAGAACUAACGAAACAACAGACGGCUCUCGGAUCGGGACAACGUUUCUACGUUUGAAUAACCGUAAUUUAUCGCAUUUUUGCACCCGCAGCAUAAAACUGGUUUAUCGGAUGGUCCGCGGACUGUAGGAAGCAGCGCGUUAAUACACGACCUCUGCUGAAACUAUUACGGAUGGUUUUGUUGCGCAAAAUAGAAAGGAAUUUGUAGUGGUUGGCGUCAAAGUUCGAGCUUCUAGUUAGUCUGUUUCAACGGACAUAAACUUCCAUUGAAAAAUACCAACUUCUGUAUAGCACAAGUACACAAACAAUCGGAACUGAAUAAAUUACCCGAAGUGGUGUUCAAAUCGCGUCAAAAUAAUAGCACUCAGGACUGACUCAUCAAAACAUGCGCUACCCAACGUCACAUUCUAACGCCUGCCGAAAGUGAAACAGUUCAACGUCCAACAAUACCGGUGAUUAUGCCCAUCUGGCCUCGAGUGGCGGUCAGCGAAUCGAAACUGCGAUAUAGACUUUAGCUCGGCUACUCUGGCACGCGUUCGCCGUCAGUCUUCAUGAGUGUGGCUUCCAGAAGUGCUUGUCCAUCGCCGCGAAGUUUCAGUGCAGAUAGGGCGAUCUCGUAGACAGUGAUACGGCAGAAUCGUUAUUGAGUUCUUGUUACGAAAAAAAAAUAUUGAAUCCCGCAGCCAGAAUGCCUCCUACUGAGCCAACCGUGCCUCUGACGGAAAGCCAUCGCGGAAAAAGGCCUAGUGUGGUGUUUUCCAGCAGUGUAAUAAACGGGAAAGGGCAUCAUAAUGGUUUUGACGCAUACGAAGACUUUCGGAAGCCACCGUCCGCUGUGGAAAUGGAAAGUGACAUGCAAACUUCCGGCAACGUGGACCAACAGAAACUCGGUUUCCUCGCACGAUUGUCCUACAACGUUUCCAUCGCCAUCGGACAGGUUUUCUACAGGCUAGGACGGAACAUCGCGAAAAAUCCAUGGCAAACUAUUCUGGUUAGUUGGAUCAUCGUGGCCUGCUGUAGUCUUGGUUUUCUACGGUUCCACAAUGAAAAGAGCCCGAUGAAGCUAUGGAUUCCACAAAAUUCACAGUUCUUGUAUGACACGAACUGGUUGAUUGACCAUUUCAAGGAAGGCAAUCGAAUUGAAACGGUAAUGAUAACAGCCCCGGACGUGCUGACACCUGAAAUUCUGUUGCAGCUAGUAACUAUCACUGAGGAAGUCGUCGCACAGAAAGCAUUCGACAGUAAGGGUAAAGCAUUUACCUGGAACGAUGUUUGUUUCAACGUUCCCUUGAUAGCUGAAUAUACUGCUAAUAGCCGUCGCAAACGAGAUUCGGCCAUCGCUACCGACACCAGCAGAACUAGUACCGGGCACUCGAAGAAACCGAAGCCUUUCUUCAAUCCCAGUGUUGAUUUGCCAUCCUUCAUGUACUGUCCAAUGAUCGAGAGGUUACCGGUCGGUUGUAUGGAAUUUAGUAUUUUAGAAUUAUGGAAGUUUGAUCGGGAGGUGAUUGCUCAGUUGACAAAGGAGCAAAUUGUAGAUAAACUCAACAAAACUAAAAUAAGUCCCGUCACGGGACACACCGUAGAUUAUUCGGAGCUUUUGGGUGGCAUCGAGCGGGACUGGAGUGGCCACAUAGUUACGGCAACCUCACUUCAGUCCAACUGGAUGGUUCACGUUAACUACACCGAGGUGGAUCACGACAUUAGCGGCAAUAUGGCCGGUACAGAAGAUUGGGUUACCGAGACAGCGUUAGCCUGGGAGGCUGCCUUUUUGUCUAAGAUGGAAAGUAUCCAGAAAAAUUAUACCCAUGGAGAUAUUGAGUUGUUCUACGCGGCUGGUCGCAGUUAUGGAGAUAUUAGCGCUGAUUCUAUGUUCAAAGAUAUGGAUAAACUAAUUUUCGGAGGCAUCAUUAUGUUUAUCUAUAUGCAACUAGUGCUGUCCAGAUUUAGCUGUACAGAAUUUAGGAUAAUGUUGGGUUCUAUCGGUUUGCUAAGCAUUGGCAUGGGAUUCGUGGCCGGAUGCGGUAUCGUUGCUGCUUUAGGUGUGUCAUACGGACCAGUUCACACAUGCCUUCCGUUCUUGUUGAUGGGACUCGGUGUAGACGAUAUGUUUGUUAUGAUGGCCUGUUACCGGAAGAUACGCGAAACUCAUUCUCAUCUGCCACUACCGGAACGGAUGGGUCUAAUGUUGAAGCAUGCUGGAGCAUCCAUCACGGUAACGUCCCUCACCGACAUCGUAGCGUUCGCGGUAGGCUCUAUAACAGUGUUGCCAUCACUACAGUCCUUCUGCAUCUACGCGGCGGCCGGAGUGCUUAUGAUGUACUUCUUCGUAAUCACCUUCCAUGUUGCCAUUUUUACCUUGGACGAACAGCGCAUAGCAGCAAGGAGAAAUUCGUUUGCUCCGUGGAUAAUCCAUGAUGAAAAAUCGACAAAACUGUGGUGUCAGUAUAAUCUUAUGCAUCGCUUUGUUAACGCCGUCUAUUCUAAAGGCAUCCUGACGAAACCUGGAAAAACUUUCGUCAUUUUAACCGCCAUAGUCAUGACUGGACUAAACAUUCAAAGUUUACUGAAUCUUCGCCAGAAAUUUGAUCCAAACUGGUUUAUUCCCGAGGAUACGUAUUUCAACCAGUUCCUUGUCAAAAGUAGAGAACAAUAUCCAAACAUGGGCUUCGAGGCGAUGCUACUGUUCGGCGACUACAAUUACACCGCUCAUCUCAAGGAUUUACUCCAGAUUACCAGUGAAUUGGAAAACCGUACCGAUAUUCUGCAUAGUGUCAAUUCGUGGGUUGUACCGUUUCAAGACUUUGUUCACACAUAUUAUGAUAAAGAUAUCGGAGAAGUGGUGCUCAGCGAUAAAAACUUCCGAGAUUACCUGUCAAAAUUUCUCUUCAGCCAUGACGGCGGUCGCUAUCAAAUCAACUUUAAGUUCGAUGCUAAGCUAAAGUGUGGAUCUCCUGUACCGAACAUCACAGUCAGUACAAUCGAAUUUAAGUUCCGUCCAUUCAAAGAACGCGAAGAGUAUCUUCCGGCAAAACAUGCGGUGGAAAAUUUACUCGCCAGUAGUGAAAUGUCCACUGGUACCCAGUUCAAUACUCUCUGGGCAAAGAUCUUCGGUAACUGGGUUACCGACGAAAUCAUAGAUACAGAAAUCUAUCGGAACAUUGCCAUCGCUAUGAUUGGUGUGAUGGUAUGUUCGAUCGUACUCAUCGUCAAUCCACAGAUCUGUUUCUGGAUUUUUAUCUGUGUAGUUCUGACUCUUGUAAAUGUCGGUGGAUUUAUGGAACGCUGGGGACUAACGUUGGAUCUGGUAUCCUGUAUCGCCUUGCAGCUCGCCGUCGGGUUGUGUGUGGAUUACGCUGCUCAUAUUGGGCACACAUUCCUUACGAUAAGCCAUAGGGACCGCAAUCGACGGGUGUUGGAUACUGUACUGCAUAUCGGUGCUGCCGUUUUAUACGGAGGAGGCUCCACAAUUCUUGCCUUGAGCGUUCUGUCUGGCUCUCAAGCGUAUACUUAUCGGACAUUUUUCAAAAUAUUCCUUCUCGUAAUCUUCCUUGGUCUAUUCCACGGGUUGGUGCUAUUGCCAGUGAUUCUCAGUAUCGUAGGUCCACCCCCAUACAAUGGGUUCCUGGACGAACCCAGCAAAUUCCCCAGUGAGCACGGAAAAGAAAUGCUAUCCUUCACAGACAGUCAAAAGCACAAUCGAACGAACGGAAAACUCGCUCAAAGCGAGGAGGAAAAACAGCCUAUCAAGGAAGCAGGUGUAUCUUAACUUUUUUGUUGUCGUUUUCCAAAAUAGCUACCCAUGACGAAAACUUAUGACACGCACCAGACACGCAUGAUACAUGCAAAGUACCGCACAAUUAGAAAUUUACGCACUAACAAUUUUUAUGCUGUAUUGGUGGGCAAUACAACAUACGGGCCACGCGAAGCCAUUGUGAUUCUAAUCAAAAUGCAAUAGUAUUAAGUAAUUUUUGGAGAAGUCAUUAUAUGUAUUAGGUCAACUAGAAUAAAAAAAUAAAUGAUGAAAAAUUAA